AUGGCAGCCCUUGGCAGGAAAUUCGGUGUUCUGUUUAUCGGGGCAGGAAACAUCACUUUCGGCAAUGACAACGUUCUUUGGAAUCACUCGUUACGGAUCGAAGCAUACCUGGGUGCGAGACUCGAUGUCGUUGGAAUCAUCGAUCCUUCUGCAGAACGUGUCAAACAAGUUCUCUCCCAGAAGUCAACGUCGGCAGCAGCGACAUGCUAUGCACAUACAAAGCAUUUUCUCACUCUACAAGAGGCCCAGGAGAAGUUGGCGCAAAUGAAGAUUCAUCCGGAUCUCAUGCUGCUGGCGACACCGCCUCAUUUUCGGGGAACCAUGCAGCAUGGUCGUGAUCUUGAGGUACAAGUCGUUUCUGCGUUUGGUUCUGCCCUGGCACUGUUUGUUGAGAAGCCUGUAUCAACUGCCCGACCUCUCGAAGUCUGGUCAGUUGCCAAAAUACUUCAACAAUCAGGAAAUAAGGUCGCAGUCGGCUAUAUGCUUCGGUAUCUCAAGGUUGUGCAGAAAGCCAUGUCUAUUCUCCACGACAACAACGUCAAGGUAAUGGCUGUAAAUGCUCGAUAUAGCAUGGCUUAUUCGAAAGUGAGAAAGACGGACUGGUGGAACAAGGCGAAGCAGUGUGGCCCAAUUGUCGAGCAAGCAACACAUUUUUGCGACCUCUGCCGAUAUCUUGGUGGAGAGGUUGACCUCGCCACCGUCAGAGCUUGCGCACUGGAGCACUAUGAGCCUGCUGGACAGCUCUCUAGCAUGCUUGUGGACGAGUCGCAAAUACCAACUGAUGAACGAAUUCCUCGCGUGACUGCGGCAUUCUGGAAAUAUCAGGGCGGAGCGGUUGGAUCGCUUAUGCACAUCGUCGCACUGCAUGGUAUUCGGUACUCGAACGAGAUCGUCGUUGCUGGGGAUGGCUUCCAGCUUCGUCUAGUUGACCUAUACAGCGCUCCCACUCUUUACGUGAGAACCCCGAUUUCGGAACAAGAAGAAUCAUUCACCUUCAUCAAUGACGACCCAUUCUAUUCGGAAUUUGCAGGCUUGCUAGGCUCCCUCGGUGCUGUUCCUUGCCCGGAAGCUGUAAAAAAUGCCAGAAGCGAAGAACAGGGCUUUUUCGCUCCCUCGGACGGAAUCCUGUCAUCGUACGAGGAUGCUUGCAAGACCUACGAGUUCACGUGGAGAAUUCGAGAUGAGAGCGAGAAGUCAAGCCAACUGUUUCGCGAAAUGUGA
Fonsecaea nubica is the source of this 1221-nucleotide messenger RNA. RefSeq lists its product as hypothetical. Gene Ontology annotation, molecular function: nucleotide binding. The transcript has 4 exons. Lineage: Eukaryota; Fungi; Ascomycota; Eurotiomycetes; Chaetothyriales; Herpotrichiellaceae. Bases 1 to 1221 code for a protein of 406 amino acids. The record is from RefSeq and is a predicted model, not a curated record.